Molecule: messenger RNA, 795 nt
Organism: Fonsecaea erecta
Lineage: Eukaryota; Fungi; Ascomycota; Eurotiomycetes; Chaetothyriales; Herpotrichiellaceae
Product: deoxyribose-phosphate aldolase
Exons: 1
Coding region: 1-795 (264 amino acids)
Biological process (GO): deoxyribonucleotide catabolic process; carbohydrate catabolic process
Cellular component (GO): cytoplasm
Molecular function (GO): deoxyribose-phosphate aldolase activity
Source: RefSeq, a predicted model, not a curated record
AUGUCAGAACCGAAAACGAUCAGAGUGACGCUGUCACAGAUAGCCAAAACGAUUGAUCACUCCCUCUUACAUCCGACCAUGACGGAUCAGGAGAUCCAGGCCGGACUGGAAAUUGCACAGAAAUACCAGACAGCCACGGCGUGCGUCAAGCCGUAUGCCAUCGCGCAAGCAAAGAAAGCUCUUGAAGGAUCAGGCGUUGCGGUCUGUCCGGUCAUUGGCUUUCCUGCGGGCAACAGCACUAUCGAAGUAAAGGUCUUUGAGGCAGAGAAGGCCGCCGAGGCAGGGGGCACAGAGAUCGACAUGGUGGUGAACAUCGGCAAAGUGCUCUCCGGCGAUUGGGAGUACGUCACCAAGGAAAUUGGAGCAAUCAAUACGGCAGUGUGCAGGCACGGGGCAAUUCUGAAGGUUAUCUUCGAGAACGACUUUCUGCAAGACGAACACAUCAUCAAGCUUUGUGAAAUCUGCUCGGACCUUGACGUUGCCUUUGUCAAGACAUCAACCGGCUAUGGAUUUGUCAAGCAGCCCAACGGCAUGUACAUGUACAAGGGCGCCACGGUACCUCACUUGAAGCUCAUGAGAAAGCACACCAAACCGGAGAUUCAGAUCAAAGCCGCCGGUGGUGUUCGCACGUUGGACGAUCUGCUCUAUGUCAUGUCCAUUGGCGUCACAAGGAUAGGGGCCACUGCGACCGUUGCGAUUCUGGAGGAAGCGAAGAAGAGAGGAAUAGGCCACGAGCCGGUUGAGGUGGAAGUCAAACCCAUGGCUGGAGCCACCAUCAAUGGCGCAGCCUACUAG